Messenger RNA from Fulmarus glacialis (Northern fulmar), 1371 nucleotides. Its product is annotated as zinc finger protein OZF-like. The transcript has 4 exons. Gene Ontology annotation, molecular function: RNA polymerase II cis-regulatory region sequence-specific DNA binding; DNA-binding transcription factor activity, RNA polymerase II-specific. The record is from RefSeq and is a predicted model, not a curated record. Lineage: Eukaryota; Metazoa; Chordata; Aves; Procellariiformes; Procellariidae. The annotation marks the transcript as partial. Gene Ontology annotation, biological process: regulation of transcription by RNA polymerase II.
AUGGACCGAUGUUCUUCCCAUGACCAUGUCACCCAAGAGAAGAGCCACCAGAGCGUGUCGUCCCCAGGUGAUGGGACAGACAAGGAGAAGAAGAAGGAGUCCCAACCCAUGGAAGAGGACAGGGUGAAGCUGGAAGGCCCAAGAGAGGAACCCCAGAACCCCAAGGUGGACAUGGACCAUGACGUUCAACAUCAGCCAGAUGAGAAGCGAGGUAGCCAAGUACCAAGAAGACCCCGAAAAUGCUCUUUCAAAGGGACGUACGCUGAAGACCUUCAAGAAGACUCAACCCAACCAAGGAGUAGGUCCAGAGGGAAGGUGUUCAAGUGUGCGGACUGCAAGAAGAUCUUCACCUGGGGGAGCAGCCUGACCCGGCACCGACGGAUUCACACGGGAGAAAAGCCCUUCAAGUGCUUGGAUUGCGGGAAGAGCUUCACGCAGAGCGUGGUCCUCCUGCGUCACUGGAGGACACACACCAAGGAGAAGCCCUUUCUCUGUACCACGUGCGGGAAACGCUUCUCCUGGCGCUCGGACCUCAUCACCCACCAACGCAUCCACACCGGAGAGAGACCGUACGCCUGCUCGCACUGCGAGAAGACCUUCCGGAAGAGGUCUCACCUCAUGAGGCAUCAGCAAGUCCUUCAUGAUGGCACCGAGAGCGCCCAGCCGGAACCAGGACAACCACCCCGGGUGCCGGAGGAGAAGUUGGAGAGCAAGAAAGAGCAGACACCGAUGAGACAAGGGGGUGGCGUGAAGGAUCCCCACGCAGCCACGAGCAAGCCGGUGGCCCGUGCCAAGCAGAAGACCCAUAAAUGCCCAGAGUGUGGGAAGACCUUCUGCUGGAGAAACAGCCUGAAACGCCACCAAAGAAAUCACACGGGGGAACGACCCUACAAGUGCCCAGAUUGCGGGAAGACCUUCAACGACUUCUCCAACCUCGUUUCCCACCAUAGGAUCCAUAAGGGAGAAAGACCGUACGAGUGCCCCGAGUGCGGGGAGUGCUUCACCCAGAACUCCAGCCUUUCCAGGCAUCGGAGGACCCACACCGGAGAAAAACCUUUUUCCUGCUCUGAUUGCGGGAAAUCCUUUACUCAGAAGCAAAAACUCAUCUUGCACCAGCGGAUCCACACCGGGGAGAUGCCGUACAGCUGCCAGCAAUGCCGGAAAACCUUUCGGAGCAGCUCCCACCUUGCCACGCACCAGCAGAUCCACGCUCAGGAGAGCUCCCACGCGUGCGUGGUCUGCGGGAAGUUAUUCAGCGUGGGCGCCGAGUGUCUUCUCCAUCAGAGGACCCACUUGGAGGAGGUGCCGGUGGGCCAGGGAGCUUCUCCAGGGGAUGUAAAGAAGGAGGAGAUUGACCAGGAGGUGCCUUGG